Kalmanozyma brasiliensis GHG001 is the source of this 264-nucleotide messenger RNA. Its product is annotated as Ribosomal protein S21e. The transcript is spliced from 3 exons. The coding region runs from base 1 to 264 and encodes 87 amino acids. Gene Ontology annotation, molecular function: structural constituent of ribosome. Gene Ontology annotation, biological process: translation; endonucleolytic cleavage to generate mature 3'-end of SSU-rRNA from (SSU-rRNA, 5.8S rRNA, LSU-rRNA); endonucleolytic cleavage in ITS1 to separate SSU-rRNA from 5.8S rRNA and LSU-rRNA from tricistronic rRNA transcript (SSU-rRNA, 5.8S rRNA, LSU-rRNA). The record is from RefSeq and is a predicted model, not a curated record. Lineage: Eukaryota; Fungi; Basidiomycota; Ustilaginomycetes; Ustilaginales. Gene Ontology annotation, cellular component: cytosolic small ribosomal subunit; ribosome.
AUGGAGAACGACCGCGGAGACCUUGUUGACCUUUACGUCCCCCGAAAGUGCGCCGCCACUGGCCGCAUCAUUGAGGCCAAGGACCACGCCUCGGUGCAGAUCGCUGUCGCUGACGUUGACGCCAACGGCCGUGCCAUCCCUGGCCAGUCGACCGUCUUCCCCUUGUCCGGCUUCGUGCGCCAGCUCGGUGAGGGUGACGACUCGCUCAACCGCCUUGCCCAGAAGGAGGGUCUCCUCAAGAACGUCUGGCAGUACCAGAAGUAA